This is a messenger RNA of Fonsecaea pedrosoi CBS 271.37, 1617 nucleotides long. RefSeq lists its product as uncharacterized. The record is from RefSeq and is a predicted model, not a curated record. NCBI's taxonomy places the organism in Eukaryota, Fungi, Ascomycota, Eurotiomycetes, Chaetothyriales, Herpotrichiellaceae. The transcript has 7 exons. The coding region runs from base 1 to 1617 and encodes 538 amino acids.
AUGCUUCUGCUGGAGAUUAUCGCUGUCUGGGUCUUGACUUUGCUUUCUUUACUAACCAGAAAUACUUCCGCAACUUAUAUUCCCAGUGUUGUGGAGAACAGAAUCGUGAAGAAGUCAACGCAGCCUAUUCCCCGAAAUGUGCUACGGCGAGCAGACCAGAACUGCUCGGUUGAAGUGGUUGUCACAAAAGUUCUGGUUUUGGUCCCUAUACGCAUUGAUUAUUAUUUUUACGCAAACACUACUCUAAAGGUCUAUGACUAUCUGACGCUGGACAUCACCAACGCUCCCACAAGCAUCAACACUAUAUACACAGGCACAAGCUCCAUGUUCAUAACACAGUCGAACCAAAUUUUCCAACUCCCUUUAGCACAUACCACCCACUCAUCACCCUCUUUCUCCUACGUGGAGAGUUAUUCAUUCAUGCUAUCUAUGAUGGUGCUCCAAUCUCAGGGUAAUGAUCGCUUCAGAAAGCGCCAGGGAAACGUAUUCCUCGGCGGAACCGGACAGGCUACAGAUAGCUGCCAGAAUGCCGUGGUCUACAAUCUGGUCAAUGGGCAGCUGUUUGCGAACUCCAGUGCCGGAGCCUUGCAAUUCGGUAUCACUUCUGGAACAACAUAUGCAAAUUUCACAGCCAGUGCGAGCCCCGGAGACAUCACCACUGCCUUUUCAGUCGACACCCAAAACAACCUCAUGUGGAGUAAUGCCACGUUUUACAACAACAGGGCAAGAUUUUGUGUCCUUCCUGACAAUACCAUUGUGGCCGUCUUUAGCGACCCAUUGGUGGCGCCAUCCGAUUGUCUUUUUGUAAGCCUGAGCAUGACACGAGUCAGUAGCUGCGCUGCAGCUGUGGGAGCUCCACAACUAAGCGGACCAUCAGGGCCGUCCGGCCCUUCGGGCCCGACAGGUCCCACAGGCGCAACUGGUACGCAAGCAGUCAUCUUUCGCGCAUUUCAAGCGUGUUCGGGGCCACAUGAACUAACAAUAUCUGUUCAGGCGCGCAAGGAGUACAAGGGGUUCAAGGAUUACAAGGGAGACCAGGGUGUCCCAGGUCCGACCGGAGCUACUGGAGCAACAGGUGCCACCGGUGCUCAAGGGCCCUCUGGUCCAUCUGGCCCAGCCGGACCUGCUGGUCCUACCGGAGCUACAGGUGUCACUGGUGCAACGGGGCCAACCGGACCCGCGGGUCCAUCUGGACCUUCAGGACCAUCAGGCCCUGCCGGGGCGACAGGCGCAACAGGGCCAAAGGGUGCAGACUCGAUCCAAUUCGCCUACCUGGGCUGCUGGGCGCAGGGGUGCAACUCGGCGGGCACGUGCGUCACGCUGGGGAACUACGGAUUCGACAGCCCGAGCACCAACGGCGGCUUCAACGCGACGCUGACGGGCAGCGCAACGGCCAACAUCGACGCGCAGUGCGCCCGCAUCUGCAUCACCAAGAACGGCGCCAACUUUUUCGGCACCAUCAGUGCCGCCUCCGGGGCCACCGCCGACUGUUACUGCGGCGCGGCCAUCACCGGCACCGUCACGCUGCUGUCCAACUGCGUUCCGUGCUACGGGCAGAGCGUGGGCCUUUGCGGCAAGUCUCAUAUCUCGAUCGCCGUGUAUGCGAGGGCAUUUUGA